Messenger RNA from Cinara cedri, 1443 nucleotides. Lineage: Eukaryota; Metazoa; Arthropoda; Insecta; Hemiptera; Aphididae. The record is from the annotation of a GenBank genome assembly.
AUGAAAAAAGUGGAAAAUCAUUAUGUACCAUUAUACCGUUAUGAAAUUUAUUGUUAUAUUAUCAUUUGGGCUUCAGGCAUAAUUUAUGCUGUUUAUAAUGUAUUAGCUAUCAGUUCUGGUAAGGAUUGUAUAAAUUAUUUUUAUUUAUUUUUGUUAACUAUACAUUUUUUCUCUAAUUUAGAUCUACUGACUUCAGACAUACCUGGCUUAGUUCCUGGAUGGUCGUGGCUUGGCCGAAAGAAGGAUAUUUGUUUAGAAUGGAGUUUAUGGUGUACAUUUAUUAUAUACUCAUUGGGUCCAUGGAUUAUUUUACACUCAUCAAUAUUAUUAUUAAUUCAAAGCUAUUUUGUACAGGUUUUGUUUGCAAUAACAUUUUUUAUUUAGAUUUACCUAUAAUUUGUAAUUUUUUAAUAUUACAAUUUUAAUUUUGUUUCAUAUAGGUAUCAACAUUACGCAGUGUAUGGCUUAUUACUGUUACAAGUUUAUGUGUUUCUUAUAAUUUUGGUUUAUUGUCAGUUUUCAUGUUCAUUGGUUUGACUGUAAUUUAUUAUUGUUUAUUAUUAUUUGGUAAUAAAUUAUUUGUUUGGAUUACAAGCUUAUUCCUAUUGGGAGUUUGGUCAUACUACAACGAUGCUAUAUUUGUAUGAUAAUUAAUAUUUGCAUAUUAAUACAAUACAAAGUAUAUAAUAUUAUAUAAUAAAUAAUAUAUUAAUUUUUAUAUACUUUUAGACUAUGGUUGACUUUAGUUCUGAUGAAGAUAUUGCGUAUUUGGCAAUAAUGACAUUAUACUGGCAUCAACUACGCUGUAUAAGUUUUUCAUUAAGCUCGAUGGAUAAGACUAAAAGUACAACUUUGCCAAUUUUUUUACACUUUUUAGCAUAUUCAUUUUACUUACCAUGUUUUUUUUUUGGACCUAUCAUUAUUUACACAAAAUUAAAUGUAAAUUAAUUUUAAAAAUUAAAUAUUUUUUAAGUAUUAAAGUUUUCUUUUUUUUAUACAGGAUGGAAAUAAAAAUGCUAACACAAAACCAUUACAUCAGCGUUUACUUACUCUAAUAAUAAAUUUGAUCCGAUAUUUUUUUUGGAUGUUUGUUGUUGAGUUUGUAUUACAUUAUAUUUACAUUAAUAUGUUUAUACAAAAUAUUAAAGUAUGUUUGGUUUAGUUAUAAAAUUAUGUUUUCUAUAAAUAUUAAGUAAAUUAUUUAUUUUUGUUUUUAAGGUUUUGAAAAAUUUUGGAAUUACAGCACUUGGUGGAUUUGGUUUCGGAAUGGGGCAAUUUUUUUUCAUCAAAUACACAUUUAUUUAUGGCAUUGUUAUUGCAAUUGCACAAUUUGAUGAAUUUUUAAAGCCUCCAAAGCCACCAAAAUGCAUUUCACGGAUUUAUUUGUAUUCUGAUAUGUGGAGGAGUUUUGAUCGAGGACUUUAUGAUUUUUUAAAAUGGUAA